AAUAAUACACAUUUGAUCUAACUCCUAAAGUAAUGUUGUACGCACCAAGUAUUUGUCUCUGGAUAGUAUAUUUCAUAGUAGGGAUGGCACUGCAGUGAAAAACUGAUCAAUGAUAGAAACAGAAAGGGAUCCUGGAAGACUUUCAUAAGGAAGAAGAUGGUCUUUCAGAUAGUUUAAAUGUCUUCAGAAGACAAAGAAUCUCAGGAGGAUGAACUUCUUGCUUUGGCAAGUAUUUACGAUGAACACGAAUUCAGGAGAGCACAAAAUGUACAAGGAGGGGAAACUCGAAUCUCUGUGAAUGUGCCUCAGAAUUUUAGAGUAUCUGUGAGUGGCAACCUCACGGAGACUCUUCAAAACAGCAAGCUUGAAUGCACAGUUUGCUUUCUACCUCCAGUAGUGCUGAAUUUUGAAUUCCCAGCAGACUAUCCGUCAACUUCCCCACCUCUGUUCACUCUCAGUUGCAAGUGGCUGUCUCGGGCUCAGCUCACUGCUCUUUGCAAGCACCUGGAUGACUUAUGGGAAGAAAACAGAGGUUCCGUAGUCUUGUUUGCCUGGAUGCAGUUUCUCAAAGAAGAUACAUUUGCUUAUCUGAAUAUCAACUCCCUGUUUGAACCAGAGAUAACUGAACAAGAAAAACAGCCAAAACAACCAAAGAAAGAGGAUGGUUGCUAUGACAUCAGACAUGCUGCAUCAGCACAAGGAGAAUCCUUUGAUGCAAGAGCUAUACAGGAUGUUGAAUCUUUGUCAAGCCUGAUUAAGGAAAUUUUAGAUUUUGAUCAGUCCCAAAAAGAAAAGGGCUUCAACUGUAAAACGUUCAUGUGUAAUAUCUGCUUUUCCAUAAAACAGGGAAGUGACUGUAUGUAUUUUAAAGACUGCAGGCAUGUGUACUGCAAGAUUUGCUUAAAGAACUACUUUGAAAUUCAGAUCAAAGAUGGCCAAGUCCAUUGCCUGAAUUGUCCAGAACCCGAAUGUCCAUCUAUUGCUACUCCUGGGCAGGUGAAAGAGCUGGUGGAAGAGAAGCUAUUUGCACUUUAUGAUCGCCUGCUGCUUCAGUCGAGUUUGGAUUUGAUGGCAGAUGUAGUCUAUUGCCCACGCCCAUGCUGCCAAACCCCAGUGAUGCAAGACCCUUGUUGCACAAUGGGCAUCUGCUCAAGGUGCAAUUACGCAUUCUGUACUUUGUGUAAGAUGACCUAUCAUGGUGUUUCCCCAUGUAAAGUGACUGCAGAGAAGUUAGCAGCUUUACGCAGUGAAUACCUUGAAGCGGAUGAGGCCACAAAACGGUUUUUGGAGCAACGCUAUGGGAAAAGAGUUAUUCAAAAGGCUUUAGAGGAGAUGGAAAGUAGAGAAUGGCUAGAAAAGAAUUCCAAAUCAUGUCCCUGCUGUGGAACUCCUAUUGAGAAGUUAGAUGGCUGUAACAAGAUGACAUGUACUGCUUGCAUGCAGUAUUUCUGUUGGCUUUGUAUGGGUUCUUUAUCAAGGGCAAAUCCAUACCAGCACUUUAAUGAUCCAGCCUCACCAUGCUUUAACCGGCUAUUUCAAGCUGCACAAAAUGAUAAUUACCUUUGGGAUGAGGAGGAUGAUUAGCGUCUAGCCAGAAUUAAAAGCUAAAGAAAUGAAUGAAGCUGUAAUCAUGCAUGUUCGAGAUACUUUUGAUUAUCGAUAGAUGAGACACAGAAGCACUUCAGAGUAUCUAGAAAACUGCUUUUGUUUGCUGCUACUAAUUUCAUGGGUGUGAUCUAAGAUCUAAUUUUCAAGAGCACUGAACAUUUAAACAAGCACAUUAAAAUUUCACCAUGUGCUCCUCUUUUAGCUAGCACCGUCAUCACUAAAACUGAUCCAAGAACAAGUGGAAAGCAAUGGAAUAUAGCCAAUUUGUUUGCUAUUCUUCUCCAGGGAGCAAAGUGUAGAGUAAAAACAUGUGAUUUCUUCAG
Molecule: messenger RNA, 1931 nt
Organism: Candoia aspera
Lineage: Eukaryota; Metazoa; Chordata; Lepidosauria; Squamata; Candoiidae
Gene: RNF14
Product: ring finger protein 14
Exons: 8
Coding region: 178-1584 (468 amino acids)
Biological process (GO): protein polyubiquitination; positive regulation of proteasomal ubiquitin-dependent protein catabolic process; ubiquitin-dependent protein catabolic process
Cellular component (GO): ubiquitin ligase complex; cytoplasm
Molecular function (GO): ubiquitin conjugating enzyme binding; ubiquitin protein ligase activity; zinc ion binding
Source: RefSeq, a predicted model, not a curated record